AUGGCUUUCCACGUUUAUAAUUAUCCUCUCCUUAACUCACCGCUCUCUUCCGCCUCACUAUACCCUCCCCAACACCUUCCCACUCCCAAUCCCCUACUCUGCUGUAAUAAUAACAAUUCCAAGAUUUUGGGUGUGAAUAAUGGGAAACGAAGAUGUAUUUCUACGAGAGUCCAAACGACGGAGAGGAGAGCCAUGCCCGAAGACAAAAUGUUGGUGUUUGUGCCACCGCAUCCUUUGAUAAAGCACUGGAUAUCAGUUCUUCGUAAUGAGCAGACACCUUGUCCAAUUUUCAAGAGUGCCAUGGCUGAGCUGGGGAGAUUGCUUAUGUAUGAGGCCUCAAGAGAUUGGCUGCCAACUAUCUCUGGAGAGAUCCAGUCACCAAUGGGUGUUGCCUCCGUGGAAUUUAUUGAUCCAAGGGAACCUGUAUCGAUUGUUCCCAUCUUGAGAGCUGGUCUUGCUCUAGCAGAGCAUGCAUCAUCGAUUUUGCCUGCAACAAAAACAUAUCAUCUAGGCAUCGUGAGAGAUGAAGAAACUCUUCAACCAACUGUGUAUUUGGACAAGUUACCUGAGAAAUUUCCUGAAGGUUCUCGAGUAUUUGUCGUAGAUCCCAUGCUCGCAACAGGUGGCACAGUCAUUGCUGCCCUUGAACUGAUAAAGGAGCGCGGCAUUGAUAAUAAGCAAAUCAAAGUGAUAUCUGCUGUUGCUGCUCCUCCUGCCCUUCAAAAGCUCAGUGAGAAAUUUCCUGGGCUUCAUGUGUAUGCUGGAAUUCUUGACCCGACUGUUAAUGACAAAGGGUUUAUAUUACCUGGACUCGGCGAUGCAGGAGACCGUUGCUUUGGCACAUAA
This is a messenger RNA of Fraxinus pennsylvanica, 846 nucleotides long. NCBI's taxonomy places the organism in Eukaryota, Viridiplantae, Streptophyta, Magnoliopsida, Lamiales, Oleaceae. The record is from the annotation of a GenBank genome assembly.